Callithrix jacchus (white-tufted-ear marmoset) is the source of this 4848-nucleotide messenger RNA. The record is from RefSeq and is a predicted model, not a curated record. Lineage: Eukaryota; Metazoa; Chordata; Mammalia; Primates; Cebidae.
AAUGAAAAUAGUGUUUUUCCCUUUGUGAAUGAAUUUUACAAGGAGCAGCCUAUUUAAACACUAGCUUUAAACAAAGUAUAGGAUUUUCAGCUGAUAUCUGUAAGUUUCUGUGGAUAUACAGCAAAAAGAUAUAAUUUAAUUUUUAUGUGCAUAGUUGUUUACCCUGUGUUUAUUUUCAAAUCAGUUAAUAGAAUGCUUUUUAUAUAUUUUGUUUCAGGUAUAUUGUUAAUAGAGCUUGGCAAAUUAUAAAUAAAUAUAUGUAUAUGGUUAGAUAGAAGUGAAUAUAAUGAACACAUAUGUAAUAUAUAUAGACACACAGAGCCCUUCAGUUCAGGUACAAUUUGCGCUAUGAAUGCUGCAAACAUUUUUGUUUAAAUAUUUGUAUUUAUACUUUCGAAGUCAGCAUUUAUUUUUGUGGCUGUUUACCCACAAUGAAAGAGUUCUAAUAAAGAUGUGCUGAAGUUGCAAUAUAGAUUUUGCCGAAGUGAUCACCUGUUGUAAUGACUUGCAGAUCAAUGUUUAUAUUUUAUUUUGAAAUUAUAACAAUUUAGAAUUCUAGACAUUCAGAAGUAAAAUGCCUCUUUUCUUAAUUUUCAUAAUGUAGAGGUAUUUAAUUGAUCCCCUUUUAAAUGUCUGUGUAAUUCAAUCUAGAGAUUUGUUCCUUUUGCUUAGUCAUAAUUUUGUUUUAACUUGCCAUAUGCAUAUGUAUACAUAUACUGUAUAUGUGUAUAUAUGUGAGACAAAAUGAAAACAUUUUUUGAAUUGUUUCAGGCAUCCCAAUAGCUAUAAUUGCAGAAAAUAAUUAGAAAACCCUAGUAAAAGGUUUAGUAACUAAUUGGAUCCUGUGGUGAAUCUGUGGAGGACAAGUUUUUCAUUUGUUACAAUUGUAUAGUCUGAUAUGUGUUCUGCAGUACUGCAAUAAGCUGGUUACUUCUUACAAUAGGCCCAAUGAAAAAUAAUCUGUCCCUAAGAUGUUAUCAGCAAACACUUAGAGAGUUGCUCAGGAAGAGGAGGAAAAAAAAAAAAAAAAAAAAAAAAAACCUAAGGGAGAAGCAAGCUUACUGGAAUAGAUUUGAAAUUGAAAUGCCGAAUACUUAACACUGGAAAAUAGAAGGGGGUGGGUUGUGGAGUGGAGACAGGAAAAGAGAGAGAAAGAGAGAAGAUCUUUGUGGUGAAAAAAUAAUUUCCACCAAAAAGAAAAAAGAGUGAAUGAGAGAGAGAGAGAGAGAGAGAGAGAGAGAGAGAGAGAGAGAGAGAGGGAGAGAGAGAGGCCUAAGAAAGAAUAUAAGGGCCAGGAAAAUUAAAGGAGCUGGAACCAAAUAUACACAAAUGGGGAAUGGACAAAAAUAGAUCAAGACAGUUAGUUUAAUUAUCUCCUUUAAGCAAUUAGACAUGAUUUUAUUUUCUUAGUAUAGGAACAGUUUCACCAGAGGUCCAAGUUUCCUUGAAAUUUAAGUUAUUCAGAAUGAAGCAUAAAAACAUCUCCCAAAUUAUUGUUUUAAAAGCCAAAUUUAUGGCCGAUAUUAAAAAUAGCAAUAAAGUCCAAGUGAAUGAUUUUAGGCAAAGGAAAUCCCCAUUACACAUUUUUAACUGAAAUAACUCAAAGAGAGGCAUGUGUCCAAGCUGAAAAAAAGGUGAUGAUUUAUUGUUUGCUUUUGCCAUGGAUUUUAUUUGUGGAAUAAGAAUGUAUUAACACAGGGGAAAUAUAGAAUUUUGCUUACCAAACAUUAAAAAGAAGUUGAACUCUUGUGGUGAGGUAAAGGGAUAUAGGUAUAGAAGAAAGAUUCCCUGCAUGAAUUUUUUUUUUGCCACAUUAAAUAACUAUAGUUAUUUGUGAUUAUAAGUGUUCAUUUGACUCACAGAUAAAUUGAGUUUUAAUGGCAAACAUCAUCCUUUGAAAUCAAGAGGAAAACUGAUUUCUUUGAUUCUUAGAAACAAAGUACUGGAGUAAAAGUUCUGCUUGGACCCAUGUCCAAAUUACAUACAAUGGAUAUGCCUAGAAGUGUGUUAGGUAUAUUAGACAUGAAGGCAGAUAUAUGGAGAGAGAACCUUGUAAAGGCUUCCUGAAGCCCAGUAUGAACAUCUCAUUUCCCUAUCCUAUCAUUCCUCAACUUACCUUCUCAAAAAACACAUGACAGUCUGGAAUGGCAUGUAAUACAUUAUUGCAUCAAACUGGUUGUAAUGUUGUGUUACUUGUUGUCUCCAACCUUUGACGGUUAAACUUAGCUAAUGUCAGAAAUACACUUCAAAACUUUUUGAGGAUUUUUUUUCAUACUUAUAAUUGUUUUUACUAAGAUGAAGGUUCUCCUUUGUGAGAUUUUGGAACUGAAACUGAUCGCAACUUAAAACUUGAAAUCUCAAAUUAAAGUUUAUUUCCAGGUUUAAAGUAUUUUACUUGAAUUUGUCUGUUGUAAAGUUAACAAAAAAAUUAAUAUGUAAAACACAAAAAAAAUAUGUAAUUGAACUAGAGGAGUUAAAGUAUUAUUUCAAAUGUGUUUCUUCAGCCCGUUACAAAAUUGGGAACCUAGUGAACAUAAAGUCUAGAACAAGGUUUAAUACAAAUAUACUUAUGGUCAUGGAAGCCUUCAUGUAGUUUCUGUGACUUGCAUAAAAUCAAAAGCAGAGAGGCAAAAAUUUAGUCUUGCAGGGUAUUGAAUAGCAUAUAUUUAAGUUGGUGCAUAUUUCACCCAAAUACGUAGAUAAAUUUAAUAUAUUUCGUAGUCUAUAGAAGUGUGGUUUUUAAAAUGUGUUUUCUACAUCAUUGUUGAGGAAUUUGCAUGCAUUGGGAAAACUUUGCUUUUGGGAAAUUAAUUUUAUGAAUAGCUAAAGUGGCUGGUUGUGUUUGAGACUAAAAGCCUUUUGGAGAAUUAGGCUAACAAAGGGUGAAGGUGAAGAUCAUUAGAGGUUUUAGAGCUGGCUGAGAUGGGUUGCUGGGGUUGUGUAACUGUGCCUAGAGGGCGGGGUUCCUGUACAUUCCUACUUCACCAGAUAACCUGCCCCCAACACCACUUCAGCUUCUGCCAGACAGAUGGAACUCUCCAGCAUGAAAAUCUGCACAGCCAUUCCAACAAGCAGGGCUCUGACUGAGGUUGUCCGAAGGAUGCCGAGGAAAAGGAUAUCAGGACUGGAAGUGCUCUUACCACAAGAUCAAAAUCACAGUGAAUCCCCAGGUCAAAAGGAUGUAGACACGGCAAAGGAAUAUGGAGACAAAACGAGACACAUUUACGGAGAAAGGGAGACGUCAGUGUACGCUCGAGAGCCUCGCUAUCCCAGAGUGGCUGAGAGCACGCGCCAGAUACAGGUUGGCUCGGCCCGAAGCGAAUUUGGGACUCUCGUCGCGGUGUCCUAUUAAUUGGCCUUCCCGACGCCUCAGGGACUCCUGAGCGAAGAUGGAGAGUGGCAAAAUAGCGGGACUUGAAGUCGUUGUGGUAGGGACCCAGCGGCGUUGUUUUCUCGGGUUUUGGACCAAUGUGGAGAAGUAACGUAGGCUGCUGAGUUGGGGCCUUGCUGGCUGCGCGGUGGCCGGAAAGGAGAGGAGCUCUCGGGACGCUGCGGCGGAGAUCCCGGCGGAAGGCGAAGCCGGGCGCUGCGCAAGGAGCAGCAACGUGAGGGCGCUCUUGCCCAGGACAAGCAGAUCUGAACGUUCGGUAGCUCACAUUGGCUGAUGCCAGGAAGAGAAACUUCAGAACCUUGACUGGCGCACUACCCUACCUUUCCCUUUCUUCUUCAUUUUCUGUGUACCAUGACCCCCCACCUCCAACACCUCCACCACCUUUUUUUCCCCUCCCAAAGUUGUUUCCUUUUGUUUAGCCGGUGCGGUUUCAGAUCUCAGCACUUCUCGGCUAGUAGAUAAAACUGCUCUGUAAUGGACAUCUCUUCUCCUCUCCACUUGCUACCCGACUCCCACUUCGCUUUCUACCCCAUUUUUGCUUCUCUCUGACCAAGGCUGUGGUCCAAGGUGAAGGGGUCUUACAGGAAAAGAGGUAGCCUCGGGUGGGAAUUCCCUUAGCACUGAGGGCGGACAGUUGUUGGUGAGAGGGAAGUAGGGGCUCCGCAGGGCAGAGUACUCCGCCAGUGCUUAGAUUCUCAGGCGGUAAUCUUCAGUCUAGAAAAGGUGAUGGGAAGGAAGGGCAACGCAGAAUAGAGGUGGUCCACUUCCGACUCCCCCUCACCCGCCCAUCCCUGCAAGUAAGACUCAAUUUCUGUAAUUCAACACCAUCUUCACCCGCUCCUCUAUCAAACUUUGAGGUAGGCAGACAUUCUGAAAGUGUUGUGAUCACAACAGGCAUUUACAAUGAUAACAACUCACAAAUUAUGUUUGUGAGGGUGAGGGUUAAGAUAAAAUGCCCCACGUCUUUUUCGUGGUCUAUUGCUUAGCACAAAAUCUUUUUCCCUAUCUUCGGUCCUAUCUUCCCUAUCUUGCAGAAAAGCCCCAUAGGAGGAAAGCAAGUUGGACGUUUACAGAUUUGAGAUUCGUGUUGGAAUGAAAGGGAGUGUAUAGUUACCAAACAUAUUUGGGUAUUCAUUUUCAGCUUAGGUUGAAUUUGCUUACGCCACUGUCACUCCCAGAAACUGGGGUCGUCUUCUUCAAUUUUAUUCCUCAUCUCUUCCUAUUGUGUCAUUCUUUGAAUCAAUGGGUUUAAGGUGCAAACAUAGUUUCCUGCGUAGACGUUUUUGAUUCCGUUGAUUGAGUACGAAGAUUAAAAACUGUAAUGGGGUUAUGGAGAGUUGUCUCUCAGUUCUUUCAUUUUCUCAUUGCUGUGAAAUUUAAUGACCUGAUCAUUGUUGUUUGAAGUUAAAUUAUCUGUUAAAUUAGCCCGAAAUAAUAACUGAUAUUUUCCUUUUGGA